Messenger RNA from Cucumis melo (muskmelon), 738 nucleotides. Its product is annotated as 60S ribosomal protein L27. Lineage: Eukaryota; Viridiplantae; Streptophyta; Magnoliopsida; Cucurbitales; Cucurbitaceae. Gene Ontology annotation, cellular component: cytosolic large ribosomal subunit; ribosome. Gene Ontology annotation, molecular function: structural constituent of ribosome. The coding region runs from base 1 to 408 and encodes 135 amino acids. The transcript has a single exon. The record is from RefSeq and is a predicted model, not a curated record. Gene Ontology annotation, biological process: translation.
AUGGUGAAAUUCCUCAAGCCCAACAAAGCCGUCAUCGUCCUCCAAGGCCGUUACGCCGGCCGGAAGGCGGUCAUCGUUCGCGCCUUUGAUGACGGAACCCGGGAUCGUGCUUAUGGCCACUGCUUAGUCGCUGGAAUUAAGAAGUACCCGGCCAAGGUCAUCCGCAAGGACUCCGCCAAGAAAACCGCUAAAAAAUCUCGAGUCAAGGCCUUCGUCAAGCUCGUCAACUACAGGCACCUGAUGCCCACAAGGUACACUCUCGAUGUCGAUCUUAAAGACGUUGUCACUAUCGAUUCAUUGCAGUCAAAGGACAAGAAGGUGACCGCCGCCAAGGAAACUAAGAAGAGAUUCGAGGAAAGGUUCAAAACCGGGAAGAACAGGUGGUUUUUCACCAAGCUAAGGUUCUGAAGAGGCUCCUUCAGUUAUGGGUUUGUUCUGGAUUACUCUCCUAUUAGGUUACCGAACAACUUUUUUUUUUUUUUUUUGAGUUAUCGUGCGUAAUGCAUUACGAAUGUAUUUUGAUUUGGUGUUAUGGAUUAUGCAAAUUACAUUUCCACCAGUUGAAUUUAAAUUUAACGUCUGAAGGAAAGGUUUUGGUGACGGCGAUUCUGGAGCUUCAAAACUCCUUUAAGACUCACGACUUGGGCUUCGCCGUCACCGUCGACGGUCAGGUUUUCUUCUACAAUCAUUCUGAAUCGUCAUCUCACUUUUAUUAUCAUUAUUAAUAUUUUCCGUCCA